Ilex paraguariensis (yerba mate) is the source of this 690-nucleotide messenger RNA. NCBI's taxonomy places the organism in Eukaryota, Viridiplantae, Streptophyta, Magnoliopsida, Aquifoliales, Aquifoliaceae. The record is from the annotation of a GenBank genome assembly.
AUGCGGGCGAUUAAUCCAAGAAACACACAGCACACAAAUCAAGUUCUCGAUGAUCAAUCGGGGCAGGACUGCAAUGCACCCAUUGCGAAUCAGGGGAGUAACCAUCGACUUCCCCACCACCAUUCUGGAGACCAACACUGUUUUUCUAAUUCUACCAAUACUGUGAGCAAUGGCAACAACUUGCCUCCAUUGCAUCACAUUCCUAUAUUACCUGUCUCUGCGGCUCUUUCUAAUGGAGAUGACCGAUUUUACUAUGGUGGAUUCAACUUCUAUGAUUAUCACGGCCCUCCUUCAUCAGCAAACCCUCCUCCACCAACCUUUGAUACAUCAACCACUGAGAAUAACCAUAACCAAUACGUCGAGCAUCAGAAUCAUGGCACCACAGAGCCUGAGGUGCAGCUACUAGUAAAACAAAUGAGCCAGGUCGACGAACCGUUGUCAGAUGGAACCAUCUUAAGGCGUCUAAAAAUAAAGACCUAUGUUAAAUCUGCACAUCAAGUAAAUCUGAAAGAGACCGCAACUGUGGAUGAAGAACCAGAAACAUGCGUUAUAUGCCAAGUUGAGUAUGACAACAAUCAGAAAAUUGGUACCCUUGCAUGUGGACAUGAAUUUCAUGAAAUGUGCAUAAGGAAGUGGUUACAUCAGAAGAAUGAUUGCCCCCUCUGCAGAGCUACAGCUUUGCCUUCAUAG